AUGUGGAGACGGGUCAUGACAAAAUUUCUCGAAGAGGGUCACGAGAUUUAUGCCCUGGAUUGGCUUGGUCAUGGACGAAGUGACAAGCCGCGCCGAGAUUCUAUUACAUUCGAGCUACACAUGCGGACUUUGAGUGCUUUUUUCAACCAAUUGCAACUUAAAAAUGUCAUAAUGGUAGCGCACAGUUGGGGUGGGUGCGUGGCUCUUUGCUGUAUCCCUCAUCUUCCAUCGUCCUCAUGCAGCGGCCUUUUCCUCAUUAACUCAUUUUUACCGCACCGUCCUGACGAGAUGAGUCGAGAUUGUGGUCUUCUCUACUGUCUUUGGUUCCUCAUGAGUAAAGUUUUAGAUGGUUUCAUCUCUGAAACCACUAUCAUGCGACUCAUAUCCCCGCAAAUUUUGGAGGGAGAUAUUGAAGCCUACAGUGCGCCGUACCAGCACCUACCCGCGUACGCUAAGCCCACCACUGAGCAUUUUGCACAUAUCGGUACUGCAUUGCCGCAAUUUUUCCUGAAAUACAUCCGUGAGACACCGUUGUGGAAAGUGUGUGAAGCUAUUUGUGGUCCGAGAAACUUCAGUGACCUGAACACUUUGGCUCUUCUAUCAGAAAGGGCUGACACUGCAAGAUAUUACUGGCAAGAGAAACAACGGGAAGACGUGAAAGAAACCAUACAGGAGAGACUGAAGAUUGUUGUCGUAUUCGGAGACCGCGAUCCAUUGCCAAAAGGUUACAAAGAGACCCUUGUUCAUCUAAUUGGCAAGGAGUACAUGGCAGACUGGGCAUCAGAUGGAAUAUGGCUGAACAAUGCGGGCCAUUUCCCUAUGGAAGAUAAACCGGAAGAUGUUGCAAAUUUGAUAGCUAGAUUAACCUAA
Molecule: messenger RNA, 870 nt
Organism: Penicillium arizonense
Lineage: Eukaryota; Fungi; Ascomycota; Eurotiomycetes; Eurotiales; Aspergillaceae
Product: haloalkane dehalogenase family protein
Exons: 3
Coding region: 1-870 (289 amino acids)
Source: RefSeq, a predicted model, not a curated record